AUGCAGUCACAUCUCCAUGGAUCAAGACGAAGGAAUCAUGAACUUUUCAUUUACAAGGCUUUGGCAGUCACGUGCGAAGAGGGUGCACGGAAGCUUCUGGGUCUGAGGGGAACAGUUUCACAAGGAAGAUCUGAAAUUCUGAAUUCCGAACUGGAAUCAGAGUUUCGUUUUCAUUAUCUUCCUCAGUUUUACCACUCUCUUCCGCCAAUAACCAAGGCAUAUGGCACCGUUUGCGUGUUGGCAACUGCCACUUACCAUCUUGGAUUAUACGAUCUAAUUCAGAUUGCACUAUUGUACGAGCGAGUGUUCUAUGGUUUUCAGGCUGCUGAUUGUUUGGGGAGAUUUUUUACUAUUAAGUUGUCAAUUAGAGGUUUACUGCUGAAAUUAAGAUACGGUGUCCAACUUGAGCAGGGGCCAUUUGACAGACGGACUGCUGAUUUCUUGUGGAUGAUGAUAUUUGGCUCGUCUGCACUAUUGGUUUUGUCUGCCAUCCCCUUUUUGUGGUCCCCAUUUUUGGCAGUACCACUUGUUUUUAUGCUCCUUUAUGUUUGGAGUAGAGAAUUUCCGAAUGCCCAAAUCAACAUAUAUGGGCUUGUUGCUCUUAAGGCCUUCUAUCUUCCAUGGGCAAUGCUUGCUUUGGAUGUCAUUUUUGGCUCGCCUCUUAUACCUGACCUCUUAGGUAUCAUCGCAGGACAUCUGUACUACUUCUUGACAGUGUUGCAUCCAUUAGCAGGUGGAAAGAACAUUUUGAAGACUCCAAUGUGGGUGUAUCCUUAUGGUUUUCUGUUGCUUAAGGUGUUGUUAUGCGCAUGGGCAGUACCUACAGCCAUACGUAAAUUGGUUGGAAGGUGGAGAAUUGGAAUGCAACCAAUUAGUCGUGCGCAGCCUGCUAAUAACCCUCAGCAAGAGAGUGGCGCCGGAGUUGUUUUCAGGGGAAGGUCCUAUCGACUUGGAGCUAAACAUCAGUUGGGAAUUAGAAUGGGAACAGUGAAUGAAAAUAGGAAGAGGAAAAUAGAGAGGUUGGAUCCUGUAAUGAAGGAGAAUGUGAUCGGGUGGCAAGAAUUGAACGGAGAGAAAGAGAUGACUUACGUCGAUGAACAUUUGAUGUGUGAUAUUGACGGCACCGGCCACCAUCUCACCGCAGCGGCCAUCAUCGGUCACGAUGGCUCUGUUUGGGCUCAAAGCACUUCUUUUCCUCAGAUUAAAUCUGAUGAGGUCUCUGGUAUCAUGAAAGAUUUCGACGAACCAGGUUAUCUUGCUCCCACAGGUUUACACCUUUCAGGAACUAAAUACAUGGUAAUCCAAGGAGAACCAGGAGCUGUCAUUCGUGGAAAGAAGGGAUCUGGAGGCAUCACCAUAAAGAAAACUGAUCAAGCUUUAGUUUUUGGUCUUUAUGAUGAACCUGUGACUCCAGGACAAUGCAACAUGGUUGUUGAGAGGCUGGGAGAUUACCUCAUUGAUCAAGGUCUCUAG
Messenger RNA from Sphenostylis stenocarpa, 1473 nucleotides. The record is from the annotation of a GenBank genome assembly. NCBI's taxonomy places the organism in Eukaryota, Viridiplantae, Streptophyta, Magnoliopsida, Fabales, Fabaceae.